Messenger RNA from Diatraea saccharalis (sugarcane borer), 1827 nucleotides. The record is from the annotation of a GenBank genome assembly. NCBI's taxonomy places the organism in Eukaryota, Metazoa, Arthropoda, Insecta, Lepidoptera, Crambidae.
AUGCGCAAACAACCAGGAGUACGUAUUUUGUUUUUGUGUUUAUUUAUCACAAAAACAGUUCUAUCCUCCAAAGCCAAAAAUGUUCUUUUACUGUUAGCUGAUGAUGGGGGGUUUGAGAUUGGCGCGUAUCUGAAUAAGAUCUGUCAGACACCAAACAUAGACGCGCUGGCUCAACGCGGCGUGCUCUUCAAUAACGCCUUCAGUUCCGUCAGCAGCUGCUCUCCCAGUCGUGCCGCGCUUCUGACGGGCACACCAAGCCACCAGAAUGGCAUGUAUGGCUUGCAUCAUGGCAUACACCACUUCAGCUCCUUCGACAACAUCACCAGCUUACCAGCAAUAUUACGUCAGCACGAUGUGUACACCGGGAUAAUCGGCAAGAAGCAUGUGGGCCCUGCAGAGGUGUAUCGGUUCGAUUAUGAACAAACAGAGGAGAAUAAUCAUAUCAACCAAGUGGGCCGCAACAUCACACACAUGAAAUUGCUUGCACGCGAGUUCCUCACUAGCGCCAACCAAAAACAGAAGCCUUUCUUCCUGUAUGUGGGAUUUCAUGAUCCGCAUCGGUGUGGUCAUCGCGACCCUCAAUAUGGACCGUUCUGUGAGCGGUUCGGCUCUGGUGAAGAAGGGAUGGGUGUCAUACCUGACUGGAAGCCUUGGUAUUACCAGUGGGACGAGGUGGAGCUACCUUUCCAUAUACAGGACACCGAAGCGGCACGAAGAGAUGUUGCAGCACAAUAUACGACUAUGUCGCGACUCGAUCAAGGGGUUGCAUUGAUUCUCAAAGAAUUAGAAGACGCCGGUCAUUCUGAUGACACCCUUGUGAUUUUCACGUCGGAUAACGGUAUACCGUUCCCAUCGGGGCGUACUAACUUGUACCAACCAGGACUGCGUGAACCUUUGAUUAUAGUAUCUCCGGAAGCCAAUGUCCGCCGAAACCAGGUCUCGGGGGCCAUGACCAGUCUGCUCGACUUGAUGCCCACCGUACUCGACUGGAUGGGAGUCAAACGAGAACAGUAUGAAUCCAAUGAAAUACAUCAACCUGACAUGCCGAAGAGUUUGCUGCCUAUUCUCGAAAAAGAACCUCCGUAUUCGGAUCGCGACGCAGUGUUUGCAUCACAAACGCAUCAUGAGGUCACUAUGUACUAUCCGAUGCGAGCCGUGAUCACGCGACGAUAUAAACUCAUUCACAAUCUGAAUUUCGGCAUGCCCUUCCCUAUCGACCAAGAUCUCUACGUAUCACCCACUUUUCAGUCAAAUGGUAUGAGUAGUCUAAAGGAUCACGGGAACCCCCAUUCGUAUGAGUUUAUAGACUUAGUAGGUAUCUCUAGAUUCAAAACACCUCUGAUGCGCGGGUCACUGUGGGCGGCGCGGCCCCUCAGGAAAGAUCAAUUGACGCUCAACGGAUAUACUGAAUCGCACCCGCAGCAAGCAGCCACUGCCGUGGUACAAGACGCUAAAGCAAUACUACUAUCGACCGGAGUGGGAACUGUACGAUGUACGGCGCGACCCCGCCGAGACCAACAACCUGCACGGCAAGGGGUCGCUGGAGGGCGUGGAGCAGCAGUUGCGCGCGCGGCUGGCGGCGUGGCAGCGCGCCACCCGCGACCCCUGGCGGUGCGCGCCCGGCGCCGUGCUGGAGGACGUCUGCCGCAGCCUCGACAACGGCCUGCUGCGGAGAGGCUGUCGAUGUUCAUGAGCCUCUCCAUUGACGAGGGGACAAAUGGAUCAAAACAUGAUUGUCCUGGUGACUCGGCCACGGCUUCCAGGGACUCAUAUUCAACGAGAGGUGGCACAGUAGGGGUUUUGGUGGGCAGGCCUCACACGACCUAA